This is a messenger RNA of Falco peregrinus (peregrine falcon), 7846 nucleotides long. RefSeq names its product PRELI domain containing 2 (gene PRELID2). Gene Ontology annotation, cellular component: mitochondrial intermembrane space. The coding region runs from base 7059 to 7787 and encodes 242 amino acids. Gene Ontology annotation, molecular function: phosphatidic acid transfer activity. Lineage: Eukaryota; Metazoa; Chordata; Aves; Falconiformes; Falconidae. The transcript has 8 exons. Gene Ontology annotation, biological process: phospholipid transport. The record is from RefSeq and is a predicted model, not a curated record.
AGGUGUGCGGGGUGUGUGGGGUGAGCAGGAUGUGCAGGAGGGGCAGGGCUCGAUGAGCCUUCAUGCAGGUCCUGCUUUGGGGCGUUGUGCAUGUGCUGGCCCUUCCUGAAGCUGAAAGCUUGGAUUUCCUCUUUAUCAGAGCUUUUUCUUUAUGCUUAGAUGAAAACCCGCAUUUCUGUGCCCGAGGCGUUGGUUGCGCAUCAGUUGCAUCCGAGUCCCAGAGCGGAGCGGUUUCCUUUUUGCUGCCUGGUACCCCAGGGUGCCCGGCGUGGGUCCCACAGCCUUGCCCCUGGUGGUGUUCAUCGGGGAUGGUGCUGGCCCCAGUGCGGAGGACAGGAUGGGCAGUGCUAUGGCAGUGGUGAAAAGCAGGUGGCCUUUCUUGGCCAGGAACAGCCCAGCUGCUGCUUGCAGAGCGUGGUGUGGCCAAAACAUGCAAGAGGGACUUCGAUGCAGUAAAGAAAGCCAGCAAAUCCUGCCUGCUGCCACAGGCUCUGCUCCGCUGGUGUUCUGUGCGAGUCUGUGAGCUGUGACGGACUCGGGGAUCUGGCACGGCUGCCCUGUGGUACAAGGGGUGCGCACAGCCAGCACAGCAGCACCUGCCCUUCCAGCGGCUCUGCCGUGGUGGCUGGGAUCUGUUUGAAAGAAAGAUCGGAUCAGUAGAAAUGAAUUCUAGUUUUCUGUCCUUGCAGAAUGCUGACCCCUUCGCUGAGGCUUGGUGCAGUAUGGCUUUUGGCCUAGUAGUGCAACAAUCCCUAUGCUUUUUAGUGGGCUUUAAAAUGAAAAUGUUUUGCAGUGACAGAAGGCGGUGUUAAUGGCAGGUAAAGAGCGUUUCUGUGUUGCAUCCUAGCAAAACAGCAUCCUGCUAAAUUUUCCUUGUGAGCACUGUUGCCCCUCAGACCCGAGCUCCAAGCUGUGCAUCAAAACUGCCCUUUUUGCUGGUGUUUUCCUUUGAACAGCAGCGUAGAGAUAGGCAUGAGUUCUAAUCCUUACUACAAGCUGAUGCUAGGCUUUUGCCCUCUAGCUGUGACUGUUUUUUGUGAACACCAGGGUGAAGAAUAGAGUGGGCUCCAUAAUCUUUGUUUUGGCCACGUGUGUUUAAACAUUAAGGAUAGAUGUAAGCUGCUGUGUUGUGCAGGGUGUUCCUUGGCACAAAACCCCAUGGGUUUGUGAAUGUUCUCAGCCGGACAAGGUGUUUAAACAAAUGCUGACUUUGGGCUAAAUUCAUCCUUGAUGCAACAACUUAAAGCACAAGGAAGGAGUAUUUUUUUUGUUUUGCUUUGUUUUGUUUCAGCCAGCUGCCAGUUCUCCAUCUCAUGUUAACGGAGGUCUGGCUUUGACAAAGGCAGUGCCGAGAGGAACCUGGCGUGUCCCUGCUCGCAAGAUGCACAGCCAACUCUGGCACCUGGGCGGCUGUGCGACUGAUGCACAGCAGAACUGAGCUGAACCUGCCUGGUGUUGCGCUGCGGUGAGGAUGCCUGAGGCAGCCCCAGCUGGUGUGGUGGUGGAGCAGAGCCCCACAUGCUUACUUGCAGCUGAGGUAGUCCCAGUGACUCUUAAUUCAUCAGCAGUGCCAUGACGACUUGUGGUGUGCAUCCUUGCUUCUGCUGCAGCCACCCUGGGCACAGGGAGGCAGAGAGUGCCCUGUGCUAAGUAACUUUUUAUUAAGAAUUGUCACAUCCUUGAAAACUGGAUUGGUUUUAUGGGUAGGGUAGGACUGGAGAACAUAUGUUGCACUUCUAACAAGUUUUUCCUGUUUGCUGAAAGCCUGUAAAGACAACAUUGGGCUUGCUGAAGUCACCAGGCUUCUGCACAGGAUCUCAGUGGGGUCAGCCACUUGUCUUCAGUGUCCAUCUCAUGAGGAAAUGACCGAUAACGUGAAUCUCUAAAAGAUGUGGUAGCAUGUUUUUGUUUUAAUUGAUUGACUGUUUUUUUCUGAUGCUUGAUGGCUCAGUACAAAAUGGAAUUGGAUCCCUGUAGUGGUGCCAUGCCCUGUUCUGAAAAUCAAACUGUCAUGUAUGUGAAAUUCUUUUACAAAGGAAAACCCCAAAAUAUCCCCACUAGCCAGAACUUUGAACAGUAAAUAUAGACAAAGAUGCUUAGUCUGGAGUCUUUCUGUUUCUCUUUGGUUUCUGUUAAUCAUCUACAGCUAUGAUUUUUUUGCCCUAGAGUAGGACUGUGCAAAGAUGUAUUUAAGGUUUUCCUUAAAAACCGCCAAAAACCAAAAAGGCAAAAAAGUCUUUUUUUUUUUUUUCCCCUCUCACCCUGCUGCAGAAAUCCUGAGCUAUAUAUCUGGCAAGCUUGGGCAGUCAAAUUUGCUAACCAUGUAGUUUAGACUGCCACACUAUGGCUAACCAAUGGAUGUGCUCUGAAAUACUCAUUUGAAAAUUCCAGACUCACAUGGAAAAGUGGAAGCAGGGCCACCUUUUGCUGAUUUUCUUGAGUGUUUGGCAAUUAAAGGUGAGAGGAGAAGCAGAGUUAAUGCUUUUUCAUUGUGAAAGAUUUGAACCAAAAUAGAAGUGCAAAUGGAAAUUGUAUUCUGUAGUAUACUUUCAUAUGACUUGAGGAGGGCAGUUGGAGGUGAAUAGUGAGGUUAAUUAUGACAGCCAGAAGCGCAGAGCAGAAAGGUUAAAAUAAUCCUCAUUUGUGUGUGGCAGCAAAGUGCAUCACAUGCUUUUAACCGGGAAUUUGAUAUGAUUGAAAAAAUAAUUGCCAUAGUUACUCAUAAAUGCUGUCGUUAAGAAUUGACUUCAGGCCUCCUGCUCUUGUUCUUUCUGUUGUGACUCUGCAGGUUGAACCUUUGAAUGUUGUUGUGCUGCAAAAUAGGGUGGGAAGGUGCAACCAGACGUGCUCUCAAGAGGACGCCAAAGCAGUCAGGGUUCUUCAAGGGCGUGUUUGUGCCACCAAGACCAUGUGUUGCCUCGACUGGGGCGCUUUGUGUAUCAGCUGCAACGUAUGAGGAUGGAGCAGAGAAGCCACUCAAGGCUGUGGAAAGUGUCACUGUGGGCUUGUGCAUCUCUCAGGUUAUGAGGUUAGGUUUAAAACAUCCCUGCACUCUGCAGCGGAAUUACACCCAGCUUCUCUAGAAACAUGCUCUUAUACGUCCUCCGGUUUCAUUACGUAGAAUCAGUGAGAGAUAGGUGGUAAUCAGGUGGAUAGCCUGCUACAGAUAUUGGGGUAUAUGUUCUUGUAUGUCAGUUCAGAAAUAUGCUAGAGAAAAUAUUCUGCCUUUGCCACAUGUUUCUAGAGAAAAUGGUUGGUGCGGGAGGAUGGGCACUGGCAGAGGUCUUGAGGAAUGUAUUGGAUGGGUCGGAAGGAUGGUGCUUUGCCAAGUAAGCCUUUCGGGCAUCUGCAACAUAGAUGAGGAAAAAUCCUGGUGGAAGUAGGGGCAUUAACUUCCGUCAUACCUGCCUGAUGUGCCUGGGCUCGUGUGGCCAGUCCCCAGGCAGAGCUGCAGAAAGCCAGGCUUUUUGGGCAUUUGUGGCGUAUGGAGCCAAGGGGAGUGUCGUCCCGUGUCAGGGGCCUGAGCCUGCUAGAAUGGGCAGCAGGUUCUGCUGGCGUGGCCUUUAGGUUAGCACAGGUGAUGUUUUAAAGUGAGCCUGUGAACUGUAAAUCAAACAUGACAAAUUGAUUUGUAUUUGAAAUAAUUGUAUCUGAAAGGCUUUUGUAUUUAUUGAUCUGUAUCACAGCAGGUAAUCCGUGCAGUAGGUUUGCUAGGCUUUAUUUAUUUACAUUUAUUCACUAUUACCACUUUCCCAAACCAAUAACAAAGUGGAGGAAUCUGGAAAGGUUUAGCUGAUUUUGCAGUGUCACUGCUUCAUUUCCUUGCAGUUAAAAAAGAAAGAAUCAGAAUAUUUUUGAAUUCAAAUAUUAUUAUUUUUCGCAAGACUUUGAGGCUGUGAUUUUGAUUUAUGUGGGCUCCAUUUGAUCUUGCAUGUAAAACCAGCCCUUCAUUGCUUUGAAAUACGUCAUUUUUAUACAAAUCAUUAUGUGUAACCUGCAGUGAUUCCUCUCUGCUUCUAAACACUCUGCUGCUUUUAGAGGCCUGCUAUUUCCCUCAAAUAACUUCUAAGAAACAUUGCUGUGGUUAGGAACUGCUGCUUUUGAUAAAUGAGCGUACAUGUUCUAGUUUGGAAAGGUAUGUGCAGUUCUUAAUUCCUUGGAUUCAGAAUAAUGACUAUAUGCAAUUAGUUCUGCUUGUUAUUUGUAGAAAACAGUCAAUAUGUUUGCAGCAAGAACGAAUGAGCUCAAGCACAAGAAUUCUUUAAUUUUAAUUGCCAGGUUUUUGCAAGUGGAGAAUGAAGUACGUCAGUUCCUGUUGGGGUGAAUUGAGGGAUAACCCUGUACCCUCUCGGGUACCUCCGUGCUGCGGUGCUGAGGGCUUUCUGGGUAUGGAGGUCUUCGUGCUUCCAAACUGCUGUCUGCUGGCACCAUGCUUGCCACGCCACAUGUGUAAAAUGGGCUCUGAUAUCUUCAGGAAACACUCAUGACUGGCAGCUAGGAUAGAAAAAAGUCAUCUCAAAGCUAUGGAUAGCUUAAAGGCAAAGUCAGCUUUGUGGCUUCUGCUGUCACUGAUUUGCUUGAGGUCCUCUUAGUGUGAUGGAGGAGGAACGUCUUUAAGAUGGGCAAAUCAGUCUGGAAAGAAAUUUACUACAGGAACUCAUUGGAAUUAUUCAGUUUUUUCAAAAUAUGUGCACUUCGCCUGGGUAACUUCCUUUUUCAUAGAAGUAGAGCAUUUUGUGUUACAGUGUUCGGCACUUACUUCCCCAGGUGCAGUCUGAGAUACAGGAGCCAGGUCGGCUGCAGCCAGGGAUGCAUUUGAUGAAGGCAAGGUGUGAAGGUCGAAGGCAAGGUGUGAAGGUUGUACCUAAGCAGGCGGAGGGGUAAGAUGCGCUCCUCUAUCCGAUGGUCAGGCCCCGUGGCUUUCCUCCACCUGUGCCUUUCCAGAACAACAAGAGGGUCGUGUUGGUCCCCUGGGGUGGGACCCUUCUGCAGCUUGGCACACGCCAGGCUGGGGGCUGGGGCCGAGGAGCGCUGCCUCAGCUGGGGGGCAGGCGGAGCCCCUGCCGCUGCCCGCACCGCUGCCCACAUGCUGCCCGUGCCAUGCGCUUGCAGGCAGCACCACGAGAUGGCAUUCCCUCCUCGGCCGGUGCCGUCGGCGAUGCGGGAACAGCCUUGGGUGUUUCUGCUCAAGCGGUGAAGAGGUUUAGGCUCGUUGGCCUGUCUGCCCUGCUGCCCUAACAGCAGGCAGGAGAGCUGCCCUACGACACCCUGGCCGGAUUCUGCCCAGCAGUUGCUGGCCAUCCUCUCAGCUUGUAGCCUGGUGCUCCUGGCACCCUCUCCGGUGCUGGUUUGCAGGUGCGGGCUGUGGGGACAGUAGGUGUGCCCUGAUUGCUCCCAGGGAUGUGUGGCGAGAGCGGGUGGGCAGCCCGUCCCUGUCCCAGCACCCUGAGCCCACUCUCCUGGUGCAGGCGUGCCCUGCGGAGCAUGGCCAGCAGUUGUGUGCUUGGCAGCGUGGUGGGAAGCUGCCGUUGUUGGGCCCAACCCAGGUUAGCAGCACAGUAGUAGCCACCUCUCUUCUGGCAGUUCUGAAUUUCGGAAGUGCUUGCUCAGUCCUGCGGCCUGACACAGUUGGGGAUUUGGGGAUGGUAGGGAUGAGGAUGCUGGAGCCGGUGUUACAUGUGACUGCUGGCAGUGACAGCUGUGCCUGCCCCGUGCCCUUGCUUAGCAGGAGAGGUGAUGCAGGGCAAUGUGCAUUUGCACACUUGGGCAAGGACAGGGCAGUGCUGAAGCCCUUGGGCUGGUGGGAGCCCUUUGGAUGGGGCUGGGAGUCCUGUGCCUCUGGUGCUGGGCAGCAGGGUUCAGAGUUGGGUUACUGCAGGCUGAAAUACCAGCCAGGCUGCGAGCUCUGUUCUGUAGUGCUGUUAACUUUGGUGUCCCCAGGGAAUGGAAACCUUGCAGGGAGGCCGUGGCUGGCUGGAAACACUAUUUUUGUGGCUGUUAGACUCUCUUAGCUGUUACAUCUGCUUAUAGACUAGUAAUGUUAUUUCUUUUACUGUGCAGUAUAGAAAAUUGAGUCUAUUUCUGUUUAAAUACUGGGGUAAUAGAGCCUGCUAUUUAGCGAAAGAUUUAUGUAAAUGGCUCUUUGUUUCACACGAUUGGGCCUUACAGAGUGUAAGUUACAUUGAUAAUGUAAUUAUGCCACUCCUGCCAUUUGAAAGCAGCACAUUGUGGAGAAGCCUCCAAAUUCUGUAUAGAACAGGACUUGAAAACCUUGUGCUUUUUAAAUCAGCUUAUGUUCUGCAGCAAGAAGUAGUAGAGCUGGGUUAUAGAACAGCCUAUUCUGGAAUUGUUGACAUUUUUAGCUUGGAACCUGAGAUUUCUUUUAUAUCAGAAUUUUGAAGCACCUAUUAUUGCACACCAUAAUUGCAUUAUGUAACUGAGUUAGCCUUAGGAUGCAAUUCCCCCACCCUUCCUAAAGCUUCGUAUUUUGUUUUAUGUCAGUCUGGUGGUCAGUAUUUCUUCAGUCUGGCAUUUUAUUAGUGUGGAGGUUACAGUAACUUUGAGUAUUACUUGAGAUCAAUACAUUAUCUUGUGCUUCACAAUUUGGAGUUCAUUAUUCAGUGAAUGUUGAUGACUUUUUGCAAUGGAGAGUAAGGUACUUGUAGCCUUCUGUGUCUGGUUUCUAGCCAGAGGAGUUUUCUAAGUUCCUAACUAGACUAUUAAUCCUUAGAAGUCCUGUUCUUGUGCUUAUGCUUCUUAUAUAGGAUGUUGCCCUACAGGCAACCUGUAUAAUUUUGGCAUAAUUCCUUUUCAAUGGGGGUCUUGGAAUGAGAAUCUCUUUCUUCCAGCCUUGAAGUGAUUCGUCUGUAUGGCCGAAGGAAAAUGAGGCUGCCUUGAGCAGGAACAGGCAGUAGCAAUCGUUUAUCCUUGCUGCACCCCAGCCUGCACCCCAGCCCCUGAGCAGAAGAGCAUGCCCUGCUGCCCGGGUGGACCCACACAGCAGUCUGAAGUGACGUCCUGCCCUUGCAAUCUUACAGCAGCUUUUGCAGGACAGUAAAAUGUUACGUACCAGAGUCUGCAUUCAGUAUCCCAGUGCCAUGGAGAAACACAUCACAGCUGUAGAAACAGUGGAAGAGAAAACAGAAGCCAUGCACUGCAGACAUGCCUGGGAUUCUGUGUGCUGGACAUUGUAUUUGUCUACAGGGAUUAUUUACUGGAGGAGAAUUGCAACAUGCCAGAAUGUAAUUCCUGAAAUUUUAAGAAAGGUCGGUGUCUUAAAAGUGCCCGACAUCUACUUGGAAGAGGAAUCUUGGCUUAAUAUGCGGAAAAGAAAUAUGACUAUGAAAACUCAUUGCCUUACGUGGACACAGUAUGCGUCUCUCAGUGAGGAGUCUGUCUUCAGAGAGAGCUUGGAGAAUCCAAACUGGACAGACUUCACACAAAAAGGCCAAAUAUCAGUCACGGGGGCAGGUUUGCUCAACUGUGUGUUGGAAGCUUUUGCUCAAUCAUUUUUAAAACAGGCUGUGAAGAAGCAGACAGGCAUGGAGGUGCUUCUGGAGAGGAUCUUUUCACAGGGCAAAAUGAAGGCACUGCGCAGGAUGCCUGUCAUCACUUUGAGAAAUAGAGUGCUUCUGGAUGUUUGGAAAAGCUGGCCUACAUUCUUUCUACGGGAUAAAACAGGAUGGCUAGGUAUUUGUCCUGUGUGCCAAAUCUGGGAAUGGGGAUACUCAGGGAAGGUGGGAUUGUGUGCUUCGGUGUGUCAAAGGGUUAGAGGGACUGGAACCUAGAAAGCUGUUUGAACAUUAAUGCCCUGCUCCAAAAUUCUGAAAUAAAAGGGCUGGUUUUU